This is a messenger RNA of Cucumis sativus (cucumber), 1318 nucleotides long. RefSeq lists its product as uncharacterized. The record is from RefSeq and is a predicted model, not a curated record. The coding region runs from base 101 to 1021 and encodes 306 amino acids. The transcript has 7 exons. NCBI's taxonomy places the organism in Eukaryota, Viridiplantae, Streptophyta, Magnoliopsida, Cucurbitales, Cucurbitaceae.
AAAAUUUCACUAUUAGGAAAUAGGAAAUACCCUAAAACCCUGGGGAGAGCGGUUUUCCCUCCUCUUCUUUCUUCUCCGAUGAACUGAAGAACAUCAAUCUAUGGUGAAAAUGAGGAUUAAGCUUCUUCCUACUAGACGAUUACACUCCUACAGUUCUGCUGACCACUUAAAUUCCGGCUUAAAAUCAUCGUUCAGUAGGAAAGAGCUUGACAAUUUUGUACCUUACUCAAAUACAUGGUGGCGAGGAAGAUCCUAUGUUCCGUCUGUUGCUUCAGAUAUACCCGGUCCUGAGAAGGAUCGUAAACGUGUCUCUAAAGAAGAAAGGCGAGCGAUGGUCGAAUCUUUCGUGCACAAGUAUAAGGCAUCAAAUACUGGGAAGUUCCCUUCGGCAGCAAAUACUUGUAAAGAAGUAGGUGGCUCUUACUAUGUUGUUAGGAAAAUCCUUCAGGAGCUUCAGAGUGAAUCUUCAAUGUCGUCCUUAAAGGGUAGAAGUAAAAAUUCGUUUCAAGAAACAGAAAUCAAAAGUAAUGGAAGCUUAACUGAAGAGAGGCCUAAUGCUGGUAGAAUACAUUUGGAAGCAGCAUCUGAAUUGCAAAAGUCCUCUCGUGCUGAGAAGAUAUUGUCUGCUGAUGAUGAUGUUAGCCAUUCUGUCCUUCCAGUGAGAAGCAAUCUUUUGGAGGACUCUGAGGACGUUAUUUCUUCUCAUAAGAAACCAUGUGAUGAUGAUAAGAAGUUUGACGUUUCUGAACAUUUUUCUACUGAAAGCCAUGCACUAAAAAAUGAGCGAGAUGCGGUUUCUGAUGUUCACCUUGAAAGUAGAUCUUCAUCUGAAGAGCUGAAGCAUGAAGAAGGUUCAUACGGUAAAGAGCAACAAGUUCAGAGUUCUCCUAAAUUACACAGGGAGAACGUUGAGAAUAGGACAGUGGAUGAGGCUCAACAUACAGCAACUGAAUCAAAACCAUGGGGAGAACGUAUUAAGUCCAUUGUAGAUGGUAUAGUCAACAUGUGGUGGAAACGUUAAAUCCGUCUUAGAAGUAUUAACCGGAGCUUAUGUCUCGAAUUAUGGGAAAAUACAGCAGUCUUGAUCGGCUUUGUUUCUGGAGAUUAUUGCCUAAAAUCUCAAUGUCUUUUGAUUUAUCCUCUUUUGUAGAUCUCUAUCGAUGUUCAAUUCCUGUUGUUGCUGCUUGGCUUUCUUCAAAUGCCUUUUGAAGAGGAGCUGAUUUACUUGGCUUCUCAUUUUGAUACACUUUCAGACUCUACAUUAUCCUUAACCGAUUCUUUUAUUAACUCCAAAGAAAAUCUCAAAUCUCGAUAGUGA